Molecule: messenger RNA, 1028 nt
Organism: Pyrus x bretschneideri (Chinese white pear)
Lineage: Eukaryota; Viridiplantae; Streptophyta; Magnoliopsida; Rosales; Rosaceae
Exons: 2
Coding region: 138-959 (273 amino acids)
Source: RefSeq, a predicted model, not a curated record
UUUUCCGUUGAUCAACUAAACGACAUCGCAGAGGUUUGCCCUGUAAUUAUAGGGGUCUCUCUCUAACAGAAAUCCCUGACCGACACAAAACAGUUAUAAACUCAGAAGCAAAGAAUCAAUCAUCAAAGGCGAAGACAAUGGACAGCGCCAGCAGAGAAGAAAGAAGAAGAAGAAUUGUAGAGAGAGGGUCGGAUCGUAUGGCUCUGAUCACCGGUCGGAUUCAAUCUCUUCCUCCUCCGUCACCACCACCGUCACCUUCAGUACCACCACAAUCCCACCGUCACAACGCUGGUACUGAGGGUAAGGUUGACAAUCGUGCGGGUUCCCCAUUGCAAAAAGCACAUGAAGCUAGUAAUGAAGACGUUUCAAGGAAAAACAAUGUUGAAACUGGAAGCCAAUUAGAUGGACCUUCAUCCUUCAAAUGUGACACAACAACUACAAGCACUAUGGAACCGCAAGGUGCUGGUGGCACCACCGCCAAAAUUCAAACACAAUUAGGCACAUCAGUAGUUCAAAAGGCAUCAACCGAUACAGAACCUGCAAGCAGGCGGCAUACGAGGGCAAGGUUUUUCUCUUCGAAAAGAUUAAACUCCUGCAUAGUAGAAUCCGAGAGCACACGAGUUGUCUGUUCUCUCAUAAUAGCAUUCUUGGUAGUGUUGUCUUUUGCUGAUUACGCAUUGUUUGGGAUGAACUUGGUUAAUUCGGAGAGCGUUGUGGCCUCGAGGCCUCUGUACAUUAUACUGCUGACUGACGUAACAAUUGUUUUUGCGCGGUUGUGGCUUGUGAAACGAGAGGAGGUAGAGGAAGAAAGAGCGGCAGGGCCUCAGGAUGGACACAAUUGGGUAGAAGCAGUUAAGCUUUUGGAGAGGGGUUUGGUGGUUUACCAAGCCAUUCGUGGUAUAUUCAUAGAUUUUAGUGUUUAUGCAGUGGUUGUAAUUUGUGGCCUCUCUUUGGUUUAGCCUUGGAUUGCAAGAAACAAUUUUGUUUCCGGUUCUAACUCAAGUGUCAUUUGCAAAUUGUUGGCGUCA